AUGCAGAUUUCUAUUUCUCUGCAGCCAGUGUUUUUAUUAAAGACUGUCUCAUUGCAGGACUCGAGAUGCCCCUCCCCACGAGCCAGCCGUGUGACUCACUUUGUGACCUUCAGGAUCACCAGCAGAGCCUCGGUGGUGGCACUUGGGAGCCCUGCCUCCCCGGAGCACCAGCUGCUGAAGGACAGCAUCCGCCAUCAGCUCCAGUCCCUCUAUCAUGAGGCCUUCUCCAGCUUUGAGGGCGUCGGUAUCCUGCAAUUCAGUGAAGGCCGCAGGGCGAUGCUGGGGAACCUGUCCUUGGAUGAGAGCAGCCUCGCCUCGGAUGGGUCCAACCUGACUGACCUGGCCCUGGAGACCCUCAGCAUCCAUCUCACAGCCAUGGAGCCCUUCCAUCCCCUGCUCCUCCUGCCCGGCUCUGCCCCCUUUGUCCUGCUGGAAAAGAAGAUCCUCCCACAGGUCACGGCCGUGGUGGCAGAAUUCUAUUCAGCGCAUCCCCAGGAGGGGCCCCUGCUCCUCUUCAGUAAUGCGGACCAGUGGGUGGGCCUUUACAUCGAAUACAAGUUCCAGACCCCCAUAGCUACUCACCUCCCUGGCUUGGCCAAUCACCUGGCCCGGAACAUAAUGGAUCCUACUGUCCAGAAAUCCAGCAUCAUGGCCAACGGGGAGAAAGCAGAGCUGGUGCUUUGCGAAGUGUGGCUGCAGAUCCUGGACCAACCCUUCACCGAGGCCCUGAAGGACAAAACCAGCCCUAAGUCCCAGAGACUUCGGGGGCAAUUGACGAGAUGGGUGAAGCCUGACCCACUGACCGCCAGGGUGACUGCCACCUUCUUCAGGCCUGCACCGGCCCGAGCCCUCGUGCAGGGCUGCAUGUUCCAGGGUCUGCGAGCCCUGCAGGAAACUGAGGGCCUCUCUGCGCAGAUGGUCAUCCCAGACCUCGGUGUGGAAGCAGAAGACCUGUUUUGGGGUGUCCAGACACAUGCGGUGGACGGAUGGACUCGGAUGCGGAGUCCUGUCCCCGGGGCCUCAGUUUCUGCCCUGUAA
Molecule: messenger RNA, 1038 nt
Organism: Rangifer tarandus platyrhynchus (Svalbard reindeer)
Lineage: Eukaryota; Metazoa; Chordata; Mammalia; Artiodactyla; Cervidae
Source: the annotation of a GenBank genome assembly